Molecule: messenger RNA, 1547 nt
Organism: Phlebotomus papatasi
Lineage: Eukaryota; Metazoa; Arthropoda; Insecta; Diptera; Psychodidae
Product: clavesin-1
Exons: 5
Coding region: 186-1193 (335 amino acids)
Cellular component (GO): membrane
Molecular function (GO): phosphatidylinositol bisphosphate binding
Source: RefSeq, a predicted model, not a curated record
UCGUCUCCAAGUGCAACAGAGGCUUUUGCUGAAAUGAAUGGUCCCCACACGGCACGUUCGCCCCAAGUGGCAGUCUUUUUCGAAAUCCAACUCUCGCGCAGUUUGGUCUGAACCACCUCUAAAUUCACAAGUGUUGUGCCUCUCUUCUUCUUCUUCGUCCAAAGCUAGAAGAUUUUCUUUCAAACAUGCUUAAGGCGGUACCCCUUCCCAAUCCUUGUCCCACAUCCACACCAGCACCCACCAAAUCCAUCCCAUCGUAUGAAUCCUACCAGUGCAACAUAGGCGAAGACUUCCUGCGCAUCGCCCGAGAUCAACUGCGCGAAGAUGACAACAUUCGUACCCAGGCUUUGGCCCAAUUCCGGGAGUGGAUUGCAAAACAUCCGUACAUUAAAAAGUGCCGCACGGAUGCGGUAUUUUUGCUGCGUUUUCUGCGCACCAAAAAAUUCUCCGUUCCUGCCGCAUGUGAGAUGCUGGAAAAGUAUCUCACAAUUCGGCAGCUAUACCCUGCCUGGUUCCAGAAGCUAGACAUUGAGGAUCCCGCCAUUAACGAAAUCAUUUCGGCAGGAUACCUCGUACCCCUGCUUCAGCGAGACAGUCAGGGACGCAAAGUAAUUUUGAGCUGUGCUGGAAAGUUUGAUCCUCAUCGCUUUACUUCAGCCCAAAUGGCCAGAGUACAUUCCCUGGUCUGUGAAGCUCUCAUGGACGACGAGGAGAGCCAGAUAUCGGGCUAUAACCACAUCAAUGACGAAUCUGGAUUAGCCAUGGCUCAUGUGAGUCUCUGGUCACUCACGGACAUUCGGAACAUGAUGAGGUGCAUCCAAAAUUCCACCCCGAUGCGUCACAAAGAGACUCAUUUUAUCAACUUGCCCCACUAUGGGAACAAGUUGAUCGAGUUCAUGAUGACCAUCCUCAAUGAAAAGCUCAAGAAGCGUAUUGUUUUGCAUAGCUCUCUGGAUGACUUGAAGAGACAAAUUGAUCCAUCGAUCCUCCCGAAAGAAUACGGAGGAGUUGUUCCCCUCAGUGAAAUGAUUGAUAAACUUAAAAUUCACUUAAGACAGAAACGCCAUGAAAUUCUUGCUCUAGAUGAUCUCUACAUUGAAAUUUCAAAAACUGCAGCAAAUUUUGGGGGAAAUGACGAUGCUGACAUGGAUACUGGUGUUGUUGGAAGUUUCAGAAAAUUAGAAGUAGAUUAAGAAACCUCCCGAUAAACUCCUAUUAUCCUUUUCUUCCUAAUCCUAAAUCUUUCAAAAUGCAUAGAACAUCUAAAGAAAUUCUCCUUAGUGCGGUGUAUUAACAUAAGUUUUUUUUUUGUAAGUUCAAUUUUGUUGUAAUAGAUAACGGAAAUCUCGGUAAAAUCGAGUCCAAUUAGGUGGGAAUAAGUUACCAAAUCUGUGAUCCUAUAGUCAAAAUGGGAUGUUAAUCACUCAAUUAUUUUGCAGCACACGAAUUUUUGUAUUUCUUUAAGUAUCUUUCUUUAUAAUUCCUUCUUUUUUUUUAACAUCUUAGCUCUAUUUUUUUUUUAAUAAAAUAAUAGCUCACAAUUUAAA